Archocentrus centrarchus (flier cichlid) is the source of this 1217-nucleotide messenger RNA. It is a transcript of the gene rnf32, whose product is annotated as ring finger protein 32. The record is from RefSeq and is a predicted model, not a curated record. Lineage: Eukaryota; Metazoa; Chordata; Actinopteri; Cichliformes; Cichlidae. Bases 86 to 1144 code for a protein of 352 amino acids. The transcript is spliced from 7 exons. Gene Ontology annotation, molecular function: protein binding.
CGAUAGUGCUGCGUCUUUGGGUUGCUCUAGCGAUGCGGAAGGCGGGGUCUGGUAACCUGGUAACCACCGAAACACCGUUGAUAGGAUGGCAUUGCGGAAGAACUUAAAAUCUACUGCAAGCAGCAAAUUGGUGAUCACCUCAGCCGCUUUCCAAGACCACAUGAUGCGGAGCCUGCUGCAUCCGGAUUUCUCAUUUUCUGACCCUUUGUGGAGACGCAGUAGAAGCAAACAUCCCCGGCCGGGAGAAGACAUGAAGGAGAGGGAUCUGCAAAGGAGAGAUGCGCGAGAAGAGAGAGAAUAUGUGCUUGGCCCUGCUCUACCGCCUUUAACGUUAGCUCAGAAGUUGGGUUUGGUGGCCUCCCCUGGCGAAAUACUGACAGAGGACCAAUGGACUCGGGUCAAGUCGAGGUCUGUUCAGCAGGAGGAAUCAGCUCAGCCCUGUGCAAUAUGCAGGGAGGAGUUUCACCUCCAGCCUCAGGUGUUGCUAUCCUGCUCUCACGUUUUCCACAGAGCGUGUCUGCAGGCCUUUGAGAGGUUUUCUGGACGGAAGCGCUGCCCGCUGUGCAGAAGGGAGCCGUAUGAAACACGUGUUAUCCACGAUGCAGCUCGCCUUUUCAAGCAUCAGUGCGCCACCAGGAUUCAAGCAUACUGGCGAGGCUACGUGGCUCGUAAAUGGUACAGAACUAUCAAGAAAACCAUCUGCCCAAAAGACAAAAGGCUGAGACGGCAGUUUUUCGAAGCAAGGUUGCAGGAGUUGAAUGACAGCUUUGUCCGAUACUGUCACACCGACACGGAGGCUUUUCUGAGUGAUAUCGACCGCUCGCUGUCAUCAAGCAGACGAGUGUUCCAGCAGCUGGAGAAAAAGAGCGUCUCCAAACCUCGGGAGAACGACUGGGACCGAAUAAAGAGCCAGGUUAUCCAGAGAGAUGUGUGGGACUGUCCCAUCUGCCUGACUGCACUGAGCAGUCUCAGCCUCCCGACAGAAUCGGACAGAUCCGACCAUCAACAGCGGAGACCGGCCGUGCUCCUGUCCUGUUCCCACCUUUUCCACCAGAUUUGUCUGGAGGCCUUUGAGGCCUUCUGUGCAGAUAGCAGACCUGUGUGUCCACUGUGCAGAUCUGUGUACCACAAAAAACUCAUCUAACAAGGUGGAGAUAGCAUUUUAGAUGAAUCCAUGUGGGUCAUUCGAUAAAGUCAGAAUCAGCUGUUUGGGGGGA